Molecule: messenger RNA, 588 nt
Organism: Parastagonospora nodorum SN15
Lineage: Eukaryota; Fungi; Ascomycota; Dothideomycetes; Pleosporales; Phaeosphaeriaceae
Exons: 2
Coding region: 1-588 (195 amino acids)
Source: RefSeq, a predicted model, not a curated record
AUGCCACCCACACUUCACCUAUAUAUGACCCCCGGCGCCGUCUCUCUCGCCUCGCACAUCGCCCUCCGCGAAACCGGCCUCGAAUUCACAACCACCGACCUCGAAGCCAUCCGCGGCUAUCCAUCCGAGCAUCUACACAUCAACCCCAAAGGCCGCGUCCCCGUUUUAGAACUCGAUGGCGAACGCAUUACCGAGUCGCCUGCCAUCUUGAGCGUGAUUUCCGCCCUGGCGCCUGAAAAGAAGCUUUUGGGUGCUACUAUCUUGGAGCAGGCGAGGGCGCAAGAGUGGAUGGCUUGGCUUUGUGGGACGGUGCAUGGACAGGCAUUUGGGUGUAUUUUUCGGCCGAUGAGAUUUGUGGGUGGGGAGGAGGGGAUGUAUGAGAUUGUCAGAGCGGAGGGGCGGAAGUGCGCAAAGGAGUGCUUUGACUUUAUUGAAGGGAGGUUGAAGGGGAGAAUAUGGGGGAACAUUUUGAAGAUGGGCAUGAGAGAUAACUACCCAAAUUACACCAGGUUGGUGGAAGAAGUUGUCAAGAGGGAGGCAGUCAAGAGGACGGUGGAAGUGGAAGGCUUGAGUCUGUUCAACGAGUAG